AUGAAGCGCCCGCAGCUUCGGCCGCGCUGCCUUCUGGGAGCUGUAGUCGUCCUGUCCCCACACCACUCCCCCAACCCCGGUCCCACCUCCAACGAAAAGCAUCGCGGCACGGCCUGGAACUACCAGUCCCGUCAGGCCUUGCGCAGGGAACCGGCGGCGCGCCCGGCCAGUGUCGCGCGCCGAGAACGGGGCGGGGAGCCGGAGGAGGCGGGGUCAGAGGACCCCGAGUCCGGCUCUUUCUUUCACAAGCAACGGAUACCUCCGCCCCAGCCCUUCUCCCUACUGUAUGCUGCCAAGGUCCAGCGGGCCCCCAGCCCUCUCCGGGUCAUCGUCCCGCACCUCCGCAGCUCCACUCCGGGGACCCCGUCCCCGCCCCCCGAACCUCUGCAGCUCUCCUGUCUCUGCUCGGCCCUCGGUCCCACCCCCACCCCCUGGGGUCGGCCCUGA
Messenger RNA from Rangifer tarandus platyrhynchus (Svalbard reindeer), 447 nucleotides. NCBI's taxonomy places the organism in Eukaryota, Metazoa, Chordata, Mammalia, Artiodactyla, Cervidae. The record is from the annotation of a GenBank genome assembly.